Molecule: messenger RNA, 1481 nt
Organism: Tetranychus urticae (two-spotted spider mite)
Lineage: Eukaryota; Metazoa; Arthropoda; Arachnida; Trombidiformes; Tetranychidae
Product: E3 ubiquitin-protein ligase RNF146-A
Biological process (GO): Wnt signaling pathway; ubiquitin-dependent protein catabolic process
Cellular component (GO): nucleus; cytoplasm
Molecular function (GO): ubiquitin protein ligase activity; zinc ion binding; poly-ADP-D-ribose binding
Source: RefSeq, a predicted model, not a curated record
UUUUAGCUAAAGCAAUACAAUGUAAUUUAUUUAACAUUGGCAUCGAAAUUUGGUCAGGUUGACUGAGAUUAGGCGUUUAAGUGGACUUAAAAUUUAAAGAUCUACAUAAUUAGUUGCUUGACCGUUUAGCAACCCAAACUUGAACUUUUACCACUUUUCUUUUAUCAUCUGUUAAUCAUGUGUUUUCGACUCUUUUCAUUCUAUUGUUGUGAAAACUGAUGAAGUUCGUAUUCUUUGCCUGUUAAUCAACCAGUUAAACCUAAUUUUAAUUGUUAUUUGAAUAAUUUAUAAAAUAUUCGAUCAUGAGUACAGAUGUUAAUUGUCCGGUGUGCUUGAGUAAACCAAAUAUACCUGUUGUUUUGGGCUGUAAUCAUCUCUUUUGUUAUUUAUGUUUGAAGGGAUCAUCUAAUGCACAUAUGAAAUGCCCUAUUUGUAGAAGACCUUACCCAUCAUCCGUAUUUACUAAACCAGACUUGAAAGAAAAGAGCAUUCAACUGACAUCCAAAUCAGCAAAAUGGAGCUAUCAAGGACGAGGAGGCUACUGGUUAUUUGAUAAACUUACAAAUCGGUAUAUGGAAAAUGCCUAUCAAGACAAAAAACCGAACUGUGAAGUAGUUAUUGCUGGAAAUUCAUAUGUUAUCGAUUUUAACAAGAUGAUACAAUUUCGCAAAGAUAUACCCGGAAAGAGGCGCCAUAUCAAAAGAACGAUAGAUUUGGAUCGAAAUGAAAUCAAAGGUGUUGCUGGUGUCUCCCAGAAAUUGUUGAAAGUUAAAGUUAAAAAACAACGAUGUGAUGAUUUAGGAGAAGGAACUAGCUCGAGCUGCCAACCAAGUGAUACACAGAAUGGAAUCCAAAAUGGCGAUAAUAAUUGUUUAUCAACUGCUAUUGCAAGAUCUGACUCGGACGAAAUCGACAUUAAACCUGAUGUUUCUAGUAUUUUCCUAACCAAUGUAAAAGAAGAAAUAGUGGAUAUUAUUGAAGAGGGCUUAAAAAUCAAACAAGAACCCAAUUUAUAUGAUGAAGAUACUCAAUGAUACAAAAAACUCAUUAGAAGCUUGCAUUCUCUAUUUUGACGACGUCGCUAAGAUCAGGCAAGAUAUGUUAUAAGAUAUUUUUCUAUGUUCUAUUAAAUGCAUACCAAAUGCAUAGCUCCUCUUUGAUGCAUACCAAUAAUCUAACGUGUAAAUUAGAUUGUCCUAGAGUGCAUUUAUUGUUUAACUAUUUCGUCUUUGUUUUUUGUUUUACGAGACUGUACAAAGUUUCACAACCAAGAAACUGCCAUGUUCACUUCAUCUCGUGUUUUCAAGUACAUUAUUCAAAAAGUAUGGCUACGUGCUCUUCUAAGUCAUGAACCUUUCUCGAGUUGACGAAACACAAAUAUUUCUCAAAAGUAUUUUCAUAUUGUUUGCAUAAUCAAUCGUUUCUCUUUAUUUUGUGUAAUUACUGAUCAGCGAUAAUAAACCAAAUAUUCAUCCCAUUUA